AUGUCUUCCACCAAAUUGAACCCCAAGAACUUUCCCAGGCCUCCAUUGUGUGAGCGUACGAGCAGGCAUCUCCAGAUCAAAUGGAAAGGCGAAGUGGUCGCCGACACUAAAGACUGCGAGGGCGGAGCUUUCUGGGUAUUGGAGACAUUCCAUCCGCCCACAUACUACAUCUCGCCUUCGGCAUUGAAGAUGCCAAUUGAAAAGAGCAGCAGUAGAUCGACCUACUGCGAAUGGAAGGGUAACGCAACAUACUGGGACAUAGCUGGAGUAAAGGGGAAGUGCUGGUCAUACGAGAACCCUUCAGAUCGGUUCAAAGGCAUCAAAGACUACCUCAGCUUCUAUGCCGCGCCUUGGGACUGCUACGUCGACGGGGAGAAAGUAGAAGCACAGCCAGGCGACUUCUAUGGUGGCUGGAUGACAAGCGACAUCGAACAGGAAUCCGUAAAAGGGGCGCCCGGUACACGACACUGGUGA
Molecule: messenger RNA, 474 nt
Organism: Ramularia collo-cygni
Lineage: Eukaryota; Fungi; Ascomycota; Dothideomycetes; Mycosphaerellales; Mycosphaerellaceae
Exons: 3
Coding region: 1-474 (157 amino acids)
Source: RefSeq, a predicted model, not a curated record